AACACUUCAAGAAAAUCAACACAAUUAUUUGACAACUUCAACAACUGUCAAAAACCGGUGCAUAUAGAAUACAUUUUUCAACUCAUCUACUAGCACUGUUUUCACCUUACAUAAGCCAUUAGCCAUUCCUCUGUCAUUUCGGUCAUAUCGUGAAAAAUUGCUUGAACGAAAAUGAUGCAACGCGCUGCACUGAACACCACCGCCCUCCUGUUUCCAAUUGUUGAAAAUGGACUCCAGCAGCAGCGUGGUAUGGCCACCCUCAAGUCGAUUUCAAUGCGAUUGAAGUCUGUGAAGAACAUUCAAAAAAUUACGCAAUCCAUGAAAAUGGUCUCAGCCGCCAAGUACGCCCGUGCUGAACGUGAUCUGAAGCAGGCUCGUCCCUAUGGCGUUGGAGCUAAGCAGUUCUUCGAAAAGACCGAAGUUCCAGCUGACGAAAAGGCUGAGGUCAAGAAACUUGUGAUCGCCGUCACCUCUGAUCGUGGUCUCUGUGGUGCAGUGCACAGUGGUGUGGCUCGUGAAAUUCGUAACGCUUUGGCCGUCGAUGACACCAAGACCAAAGUCAUCUGCAUCGGAGACAAAUCGCGUGCAAUUUUGCAGCGAUUGUACAGCAAGAACAUCAUCUUGGUAGCCAACGAAGUUGGACGUCUGCCACCCACCUUCUUGGAUGCUUCUCGCAUUGCCCAUGAAGUCAUGACCUGUGGCUAUGACUUCACCGAAGGCAAACUGGUCUACAACAAGUUCAAGUCUGUGGUUUCUUACGAGAUGAGCACUUUGCCCGUCUACAGUGCCCCAGUUGUAGAGAAGUCCGAGAAAUUGGUCGUCUACGACUCGUUGGAUUCCGAAGUCAUCCAGAGCUACUUGGAAUAUUCAAUGGCUUCAUUGAUCUACUACACCAUGAAGGAGGGUGCUUGCUCUGAGCAAUCGGCCCGUAUGACUGCCAUGGACAACUCGUCCAAGAACGCCGGAGAAAUGAUUGACAAGUUGACUUUGACUUUCAAUCGUACCCGACAGUCCGUCAUCACUGGAGAACUUAUUGAAAUUAUUUCUGGUGCUGCUGCUCUGACAUAAACGAUGUUGUAAUAUAAUUUAUUUGUUUUUGUCUAAUAAAUCCAACAACAACAACUACAACAAAAAAUAUUCGAUUAGUUAUAUAAUUAUGCGAAAGUUGAUUGCAAACUUAAGCGAAGACAAACUCUCAAACAAAACAUAAGAACUAAAUGUAUGUAAUUGCAAUCCAAGAUUGAAUAAAUGGAAAUUCCAAUAAAAUAAA
Molecule: messenger RNA, 1270 nt
Organism: Eupeodes corollae
Lineage: Eukaryota; Metazoa; Arthropoda; Insecta; Diptera; Syrphidae
Gene: ATPsyngamma
Product: ATP synthase subunit gamma, mitochondrial
Exons: 2
Coding region: 172-1068 (298 amino acids)
Biological process (GO): proton motive force-driven ATP synthesis
Molecular function (GO): proton-transporting ATP synthase activity, rotational mechanism
Source: RefSeq, a predicted model, not a curated record